UGCGGUGGCUGUGUACGUGGAAGUAGCCCACGCAUGCGCAGUUCAGCUCUUUCAUCUAUGGGAAGGGCCGAGGGUAACCUCCCGGGCUCAGGGGAGACUGGUGGGAUGAUGGGCACCCGCUGACAAGGCCGGUCGAGUGGAGAAGGAGUCGAAGUGGUUCGCUGCACCUUUCCCCGGGCCUGCUCCGGUCGCCCUGGCCCUCGGCCUUCCCGCUUGGUGCUGCCGCCGCCACUGCCGGCCGAGGAGGGAGGAUGAGUUGGUUUAACGCCUCCCAGCUCUCCAGCUUCGCUAAGCAGGCCCUGUCUCAGGCCCAGAAGUCCAUCGACAGGGUCCUGGACAUCCAGGAAGAGGAGCCGAGCGCCUGGGCCGAGACCAUUCCGUACGGAGAGCCGGGAAUAAGUCCCCCUGCCAGUGGAGGAUGGGAUACAUCAACCUGGGGGCCAAAAUCAAACACUGAACCUCAGAGUCAACCAGUAGCCUCUCCUAAAGCAAUUACAAAGCCAGUUCGGAGAUCUGUGGUAGAUGAAUCUGAAACUUUCUUCAGUGCCUUUCUCUCUCCAACGGAUGUCCAAACCAUUCAGAAGAGUCCAGUGGUAUCAAAACCACCAGCUAAAUCACAGAGACCAGAAGAAGAAGUGAAAAGCACCUUACAGGAAUCCUUGCACACAGGAGAGUCAAGAACAACUGAAACAACUGAGUCAAAAGUAAAAGACUCUUCUUCCUGCGUAUCAUCAGGGGAAACUCUGGCAGUGGAUACUUUGUCACCUAAAACUGAAGGCAAGCAUGAAGAAAUUGUUAAUAAAGAACAGGAUAUAAAGGAGUCAACCUUAAGUUUGAAAGUAUCUGAGAGUGUAAUUAAAGUGAAAAUAACUAGGGAAAAUCUAUCCAAUAUAUCUACGCAGUCUCUCACAGCAGAAACAAAAGACAUGGCAUCGGAACCUAAGGAACAAAAACAUGAAGACAGACAGAGCAAUACACCUUCUCCUCCUGUGAGUACUUUCUCGUCAGGUACUUCUACCACCAGUGAUAUUGAAGUUUUAGAUCAUGAAAGUGUAAUAAGUGAGAGCUCAGCAAGUUCAAGACAAGAGACUACAGAUUCAAAAUCAAGUCUUCACUUGAUGCAGACAUCUUUUCAGCUUCUCUCAGCAUCUGCUUGUCCCGAAUAUAAUCGUUUGGAUGAUUUCCAAAAACUCACUGAGAGUUGCUGCUCAUCUGAUGCUUUUGAAAGAAUAGACUCGUUUAGUGUACAGUCAUUAGAUAGCCGAAGUGUAAGUGAAAUCAACUCAGAUGAUGAAUUGUCAGGCAAGGGAUAUGCUUUAGGACCUAUUAUAGUUAAUCCUUCAACUCCAAAGACUAAAAUAGUUGAAUCUGUUGAAGGAAAAUCUGAGGAAGAAGUAAAUGAAACACUAGUUAUUCCCACUGAGGAAACGGAAAUGGAAGAAAGCGGACGAAGUGCCACUCCUGUUAACUGUGAACAGCCUGAUAGCUUGGUUUCUUCUACACCAGUAAAUGAUGGACACACUGUCUUAGACAAGACGGCUGAGUGGUGCGAAGCUGCUGAAAGUCAGCCAGAAGCACUUCCUGAGAAGGAAGAUAUUUGCAAGAAAAUUGAGUAUCUGAAUGAGAAACUGGAUAAAAGGGAAGCUCAGUUAUUAUCUCUUAGUAAAGAAAAAGCACUUUUAGAAGAAGCUUAUGAUAAUCUGAAAGAUGAAAUGUUCAGAGUGAAAGAAGAAAGCAGCAGCAUUUCUUCUCUGAAAGAUGAGUUUACUCAAAGAAUUGCAGAAGCAGAAAAGAAAGUUCAGCUAGCCUGCAAAGAGAGAGAUGCUGCUAAAAAGGAAAUCAAAAGUAUAAAAGAAGAACUUGCGACUAGAUUAAAUAGUAGUGAAACUUCAGACCUUCUGAAAGAGAAAGAUGAACAGAUCCGAGGGCUAAUGGAAGAAGGAGAAAAACUUUCAAAACAGCAGCUGCAUAGUUCUAACAUCAUUAAGAAAUUAAGAACUAAAGACAAAGAAAAUGAAAAUAUUAUUGCAAAGCUGAACAAAAAAGUUAAAGAGCUAGACGAAGAGUUACAACAUUUAAAACAGGUCCUUGAUGGCAAAGAAGAGGUUGAGAAACAACAUAGAGAAAAUAUUAAAAAACUAAAUUCUGUGGUUGAACAUCAAGAAAAGGAUCUUGGCCGACUUCAAGUAGACAUGGAUGAACUUGAAGAAAAGAACAGAAGUAUUCAAGCUGCUCUUGAUAGUGCAUACAAAGAACUUACUGAUCUCCACAAAGCCAAUGCUGCAAAGGAUAGUGAGGCACAGGAAGCUGUUCUAAACCGUGAAAUGAAAGCUAAGGAAGAACUUUCUGCAGCACUAGAGAAGGUCCAAGAAGAAGCCCGUCAGCAGCAAGAAACAUUAGCCAUUCAAGUAGGGGACCUUAGGUUGGCACUGCAACGUGCAGAACAAGCAGCUGCCAGAAAAGAGGAUUAUUUACGACAUGAGAUCAGUGAACUCCAGCAGAGGCUCCAGGAAGCGGAGAAUCGAAACCAAGAACUGAGUCAAAAUGUUUCAUCAACAACAAGACCGUUGGUUCGACAGAUAGAAAAUUUGCAAGCAACUCUAGGGUCCCAGACGUCGUCGUGGGAGAAGUUAGAGAAGAAUCUUUCUGAUAGGCUUGGUGAAUCCCAGACCUUGUUGGCAUCAGCAGUUGAAAGAGAACGUGCAGCUACAGAAGAACUCCUUGCCAACAAAAUUCAAAUGUCUUCCAUGGAGUCACAGAAUUCUCUCUUAAGACAGGAAAACAGCAGAUUUCAGGCCCAGCUAGAAUCAGAGAAAAACCGGUUAAGAAAACUGGAGGAUGAAAAUAAUAGGUACCAGGUUGAAUUAGAAAACCUCAAAGAGGAGUAUGUAAGAACCCUUGAAGAGACAAGAAAAGAAAAGGCAAUGUUGAAUAGUCAGUUAGAAAUGGAGAAAAUGAAAGUUGAACAAGAAAGGAAGAAAGCAAUUUUUACUCAAGAAGCAAUAAAAGAAAAGGAACGGAAGCCAUUUUCUGUUUCUAGCACUCCCACAAUGUCACGCUCGAGUUCAGUGAGUGGUGUUGAGAUGGCAGGGCUACAAACAUCUUUUCUGUUUCAGGAUGAGCCUCAUGAUUACUCAUUUGGGCCAAUGUCUGUGUCAGCAAAUGGAAGCAAUCUUUAUGAUGCUGUAAGGAUGGGAGCAGGAUCAAGUAUUAUUGAAAAUCUACAGUCUCAGCUAAAACUAAGGGAAGGAGAAAUUACUCAUUUACAGCUAGAAAUUGGCAAUCUAGAAAAGACACGAUCGAUAAUGGCUGAAGAGCUAGUUAAAUUAACAAAUCAAAAUGAUGAACUUGAAGAGAAAGUGAAGGAGAUACCCAAACUUCGAACUCAGCUAAGAGAUUUGGAUCAAAGAUACAACACUAUUCUGCAGAUGUAUGGAGAAAAAGCAGAAGAGGCAGAAGAACUUCGAUUAGAUCUUGAAGAUGUAAAAAAUAUGUAUAAGACUCAAAUAGAUGAACUUUUAAGACAAAGACUCAGUUAACUUUUGAAAAUUACAUUUCCAUCAAACUGAAUGUAAACAUUUAAUAGCUAAAUGCAGAUUUUCAAUAAAUUCUCUUAUAAAAUUAAAAAGUAGAAUUUACUGUAGAGUUCAAAAAUUGAAAAAGGUUAUUGUAUAUAGUAAUAUUUGCAGUUAAAUUAUUUUGUGCAAUAUUUGAACUUUAUUUUUGAAACUCCUUAAAGAUUUAUUUUUUAAAGCAUUUCUUUUCCCUUGAAUAGCACAGAGAUUUAUUACUUUAUCCUUACAUCAAUAUGGUUAGGG
This is a messenger RNA of Hipposideros armiger (great roundleaf bat), 3818 nucleotides long. RefSeq names its product TATA element modulatory factor 1 (gene TMF1). Gene Ontology annotation, cellular component: Golgi apparatus; endoplasmic reticulum. Bases 252 to 3539 code for a protein of 1095 amino acids. The record is from RefSeq and is a predicted model, not a curated record. Lineage: Eukaryota; Metazoa; Chordata; Mammalia; Chiroptera; Hipposideridae. The transcript has 17 exons.